CGGAAAAUAUUCCAAUUGCUCUAUGUUUACAUUGAUCUAUGCCAAUCGAAAGCAAGACAGCUUUUAAAAAUAAUUUCUUAUGUACUUAUAUUGGCUUUGGAUUAAAUACAUGACCUCGAAAUAUCCGCUCAACGAGGCAGCACCGAUAAAUAUCCCUUGCACAGCAGAUAGUUCUUCAGAGGAUCAGUGCUAAUGGAGCCUGGUCUCCAAUGGCAACCUCAACUUUAUGGUGAUGACAAAAGCAAUGAAGGGACGGGUCUUGAUCUCAAUUUACCAGGCAUGCAAAUUUAUCCCUUUAAUUGUCCAAUUUACCGGAAUUGGCCUACUUUUUAUGAAACAAGAAACCAUAAAAGGUUAAAGCUGGAACAUCCUAUGGAUGAAUCCGUUGGUAGCAAUGGUAACCAUAUUUGUAGUACUAGUAAUAGCUUGACCAGCUUUCGAAGACUCCAAUUCCGGGAUCAUUUACGGGCUUACACGCAGAGAUAUUUAGCAAUUGAGGCUAUGGAAGAAGCAGCUGUUGUCAUGUUGGGAGGUGAUGGAAACGAAACCAAUGAAGAAGAAGGUGAAGAAGGAAUGAAACUGGUCCAACAACUCAUUGCUUGUGCUGAGGCAGUGGCUUGUCGUGACAAAAUACAUGCUUCAGCAUUACUAUCAGAGCUCAGGGCUAAUGCCCUUGUCUUUGGAACAUCAUUCCAGCGCGUUGCUUCUUGCUUUGCCCAGGGACUUGCUGACCGUCUUGCUUUGGUUCAACCACUAGGGGCGGUUGGAGUAGUAGGACCAGUAGCAAAAGCAAGGACUGUUACGCUAGAAAAAGAUGAAGCCUUAAGCCUUGUCUACGAAUUAUGUCCGCAAAUCCAGUUCGGUCAUUUUGUAGCGAAUGAAUCAAUAUUGGAAGCCUUUGAGGAAGAGAGUUUUGUUCACGUAGUGGACUUGGGUAUGACACUUGGCCUGCCUCGUGGCCACCAGUGGCGCAACCUAAUGCAAAGCCUAGUCCACCGUGCAGGUCAGCCACCCAAACGUCUUCGAAUAACCGGAGUGGGAACCUGCCGUGAACGCCUCCAAGCAAUUGGAGAUGAUCUAGAACACUACGCAAAAAGCUUGAAAUUGAACUAUGAGUUUUCAGUCGUGGAAAGCAAUUUAGAAAACCUGAAACCUGAAGAUUUCAAGACAUCGAAUGAUGAGGCCUUGGUCAUCAAUAGCAUUUUUCAAUUGCAUUGCGCGGUGAAAGAGAGCCGAGGAGCAUUGAACUCAGUUCUACAAAAGCUACAUGAAUUGUCUCCCAAGCUCCUCAUUCUAAUAGAGCAAGACUCGAGUCAUAACGGGCCUUUCUUUCUUGGCAGGUUCAUGGAGGCAUUGCAUUAUUACUCAGCCAUAUUUGACUCACUAGACACAAUGCUGCCCAAGUAUGACACUAGGCGUGCCAAAAUGGAGCAAUUCUAUUUCGCCGAAGAGAUAAAGAACAUUGUAAGCUGUGAAGGGCCGGGCAGAAUCGAAAGGCACGAAAGGGUGGAUCAAUGGCGCAGGAGGAUGAGCCGGGCUGGUUUUCAAACAGCGCCUAUCAAGAUGAUAAUGCGGGCCAAGCAGUGGCUUGGAAAGGCUAAGGUUUGUGAGGGUUACACAAUUGCAGAAGACAAAGGGUGCUUGGUUCUCGGCUGGAAAUCAAAACCAAUUAUUGCAGCCUCUUGCUGGAAAUGACCUUAAUUCAAGGAUUUAAGCCAUCUUUGUGUGGGGUCUGAACUUGAAAUGGUAUUUGCUUGGGUACUGGGUUUAAGUCUAAAAAAAAAAAAAAAGGCUUUGAAAAAAUUGUUCAUAUUAAUGCACUGUU
This is a messenger RNA of Durio zibethinus, 1825 nucleotides long. Lineage: Eukaryota; Viridiplantae; Streptophyta; Magnoliopsida; Malvales; Malvaceae. The record is from RefSeq and is a predicted model, not a curated record.